Paramisgurnus dabryanus is the source of this 630-nucleotide messenger RNA. The record is from RefSeq and is a predicted model, not a curated record. NCBI's taxonomy places the organism in Eukaryota, Metazoa, Chordata, Actinopteri, Cypriniformes, Cobitidae.
AAAUAGAUGAUACAGUUCAUAUCAAUUUCUAAAAAUGGAAUAUCCCACUCGAUAAGACACACACCUUUAUCUGACCUACAAACAUUUACACCCUGAUUUUCCCCUGCUUUCCACCCUUCAGUUCCGCUAAAAUGUGGUCUCCAAAUUCCCCCAUACACCUGUAUAUAUUGUAGCUUCUUGGGAUCUCAAAUAAUCUGGACACAAAGCUCCUAAUGUUGUAACCUACUGUACAGCUGUCAAGAUCGUCGUUUAAUUUUUACAAUUUAAUUUUCCUUUUCUUAUCCGCAAGUAGCUCAAUAUCGUCCAAUGAUGAGCAGACUCUUCCUGACAUCAUCCACGCUGCUGUUGUUGCUGUGCAUCUGGGUCAACUCGAUUGAAAGCAGUCCAGUACGGUGUUGUACCAAGUAUUCGACAAAGUCCUUUCCUCUACAGCUGCUAAAAGAUUACAAGCAGCAAGAUGACACCAUGACAUGUAACAUACCGGCUAUUGUUUUUAUUACUGUGAAGAACAGAAACAUAUGUGCUAACCCCAAUGACCUCUGGGUUCAGAAUGCCAUAUCACAUAUCCAGAAAAAAAGGAAAUUAUAAUAAUAUAGACACCUUAUCUGCCUGAAAUAGUUCGCACUGGAA